CUGCUUCUCAGCUAAGAGCAGCUGGGAGGCUGCGGCACCAGUAACCGCUAUGCGUGUCCUGUGAAUGCAUGCAGAAUAUGAUGGAGAUUGGUGGUCUACCACUCGAACUGUGGCGUCUAAUUCUUGCCUACCUGCCUUUGCGUGACUUGGGCCGCUGUGGAUUGGUCUGCAGGUCCUGGUAUGAUCUGAUCCUCAGCCUUGAUAAUACACGGUGGCGGCAGCUCUGCUUAUGCUGUGUAGAGUGCAGACACCCUAACUGGCCCAUACAGCCAAAUGUGGAGCCCAGGUCAUGGAGGAAUGCUUUUAAACAGCAUUAUGUAGCAUCUAAAACAUGGACUAAAAACGCACAGGACUUGGAAUCCUCCAACUGCCUGUAUUUAUUCCGUAGGAAGAAGGACAGAAGGGUCCUCUGUGUCGGGUAUGGGUGUGAGUAUGAAAACCUAAGGACUGCUGUAGCUUCAGCUAAUAUUUAUGACCGUAUCCUGCUGCAACCAGGCGUGUAUGAAGAACAAAAUGAGAUCAUUCUGAAAGUUCCUGUAGAGAUUAUGGGCCAGGGUAAGCUUGGUGACGUAGCUUUGCUUGUCUGUAUUGACCAGCAGUGCCCAACUUCUCGGCUAUGCAAUUUGGUCUUUAUGCCUGCUUGGUUCUCUCCAGUAAUGUUCAAGACAUCCGUAGGCCAUGUUCAGUUUGACAAUUGCAACUUUGAGAAUGGACAGCUACAGAUCCAUGCUCCAGGAACAUGCCAAAUUAAGUUUUGCACUUUCAACCAGUCCAGCAUACACUUUCACAACGUGGCUCUCUGCGUACUUGAAAACUGUGAAUUUGUCAGCAGCGAAAAUGCUUCUGUGACAGUGGAAGGGUCUCCAACCUCAGAGAAAAACUGGGCCUGUAAACAUCUAUCCGUUUUUGCCAAAUCUAAGAGUGUCUUGUUCAAUGCACCCGAAACCUCACUUUGUAGAACUGACAACAGUACUGACUGUUUGAAUAAUGGCUCCUCUGGUGCCAAUAUCAGAACCUGUGAAAUCCUAGUUAAUGGAGACCAAAGUCAUUUGUUCCCACUUGCAAAAUCGCAAUUACAGGAUGAAAAAGAAAAUGACAUAAGGGGUAAUUUUUACACACGCAAGGAAGGAGGAGCCAUGACUAUUGAUACAGAUUACAGUGAUAGCGAACUGAGCACAGUCAGCGACAAUGAAGAUGAUGAUCAGUCAGUCUACAAACUGUCAUAUCACUCGCAUGGCCUGAGUCACAUACUAGCCAAAUCCAUACAAUCCAAACCACAGACUAAUGGACUCCUUGCUUUGCAGAGGGACCUGGCAUUGAAAAGUUUGCAACAUGAGUUGCAAAGGGACAAGGAAUUACAAACUAUCGUUAGCACGGUUCAAGGAUGUCUUAUACGCAAGUGCCUUUUUAGAGAUGGUAAGGGGGGAGUCUUUAUUUGCUCCCAAGGGCAAGCUAGACUGGAAGGAAGCAUCUUCAGGGACUUGACGUAUGCAGUACGCUGCAUACAAAAUAGCAAGGUCAUUAUGUUGAAGAAUGAUGUAUACCACUGUAAAGCAUCAGGUGUGUUUUUGCGUCUGGCAGCAGGAGGCCUUAUUGCUGACAAUAACAUCCAUUCAAACACUGAAGCAGGGGUGGAUAUCAGGAAAGGAGCCAAUCCUGUAAUACUGUGUAAUAGGAUACACAGUGGCCUCCGCUCAGGCAUUGUUGUCUUGGGCAACGGGAAAGGCAACAUCCGCAGCAAUCAGAUCUAUGGAAAUAAAGAAGCUGGCAUUUAUAUUCUCUACAAUGGGAACCCUGUUGUGAGUGGCAAUCAUAUUUUCCAAGGACUUGCUGCUGGAAUUGCGGUAAAUGAAAAUGGAAGAGGCCAAAUAACAGAAAACGUGAUUCGUGAAAAUCAGUGGGGUGGAGUAGAUAUCAGAAGAGGUGGUGAUCCAGUCCUGAGGAGUAAUCUUAUAUGCUGUGGGUAUUCAGAUGGAGUUGUAGUAGGAGAGCGAGGGAAAGGUCUCAUAGAAGGAAACACCAUUUACGGUAACAAAGGAUGCGGUGUGUGGAUUAUGUCAUCAAGUCUCCCACAUAUCACUGGCAACCAGAUUGGGCACAACAGCAUCUACGGUGUGGCGGUUUUCUGCCGCAAAGAUGAUGCAAGUGACUAUCUUGCCAACCAGGCAGGGAAUGAAAACUUCAAUGAUGAAGGAGAAGCAGCUAACUGGGAAAAUGAUCUGGAAAUUGAAGAUGAUCGCUUUUCCUCAAGAAGGCCAAUAAAUGUUGCACUUAUUGAAUCCAAUAGCAUUAACCACAAUGGAGCUGCUGGACUAUACAUCAAGAGCAAUGAAGCACUUAACAUCAUAGCCAAUGCUAUACAUGCCAACCAAGAUAGCGGAGUGGCAGUGUUUCAGAGUACCCAGCUGGCACGAAUCGGAAACAAUAGCAUCUCAUGCAACAGACUGAGUGGUGUCCAUGUGGAAACCGGAUGCAGGGUGGAGCUACGGGGGAAUGGCAUAUAUGAUAACAAAAGCCAUGGCAUCGUUUCUAAGGGUGACGGGACCAUCAUAGAAAAUGACAUUAUAGGAAACCGUGGCUGCGGGCUUCAGCUCAUACAGACGGCUGACAUGAAGGUUACCAGAAACAGGAUUCAGUCAGUAAAUGAUUAUGGCAUUGCACUUCUUGACCAAGCCAAAGGACUUGUACAGGAAAAUAUUGUUUUUCAAGGAAAAUUGGGAAAAAACAUCUUGCAACAAGUUUCCAGCAAUGAAGACUGUAUUGUACAGAAUAACAAGCUACUGACCUUUAAGAGAAAAUCUGAUGUAACUUGGAAAUUAGAAAAUCCUCCUGCCAGGCCAUACAUUGAAGGAUGUACAAGAGGGGUAUCCAGCACCCAAAGCAGCCAAAGGGUGGCAACAGUGACAACCAGAAUUGCAGCAAGAGUGGAAGGACGCUGUCACAACAAUGGCAGUAUCUUUUGUACAAUUCUGUGAUGAUGUACGCCCAAUCAUUUACAUGAACUAAUGUUUGUUUUGGGAUUCUGAUGUAUGAACACUUUAACAGACCUUAUUGGAAAAAAAAAUAUAACUAAGACAUUGUAAACUAUAAGCCUCACAAAUUCUAACGAUCGACUGAAUAUUGGAGUAUUUAGUACAGCAAAACAUUAAAGCUAACAUGCAAUUUGUUCCUCUGUGAUGGUAUAUUCUGGAACCCUUUUAAUUGUAUAAGUGAAAUUUAAAUUCUAAGAUAUUAUGUAAAAGAAUGCAACAUAUCAAAUAAUCUCUUGUGCAAUAGAAUAGACCUUUUUCUUUGGACCUAUUU
Spea bombifrons (plains spadefoot toad) is the source of this 3303-nucleotide messenger RNA. RefSeq names its product F-box protein 10 (gene FBXO10). Gene Ontology annotation, biological process: regulation of apoptotic process; protein ubiquitination; ubiquitin-dependent protein catabolic process. Bases 69 to 2975 code for a protein of 968 amino acids. Lineage: Eukaryota; Metazoa; Chordata; Amphibia; Anura; Pelobatidae. The transcript has 11 exons. Gene Ontology annotation, molecular function: protein binding. The record is from RefSeq and is a predicted model, not a curated record.